This is a messenger RNA of Agrilus planipennis (emerald ash borer), 1517 nucleotides long. RefSeq names its product mitochondrial thiamine pyrophosphate carrier-like. Gene Ontology annotation, molecular function: thiamine transmembrane transporter activity. The record is from RefSeq and is a predicted model, not a curated record. Gene Ontology annotation, biological process: thiamine pyrophosphate transmembrane transport. Bases 144 to 1088 code for a protein of 314 amino acids. The transcript has a single exon. Gene Ontology annotation, cellular component: mitochondrial inner membrane. Lineage: Eukaryota; Metazoa; Arthropoda; Insecta; Coleoptera; Buprestidae.
UGAAACAAGGUUAAUCUAAAUUUAAAAAAUUAAUUUUUUAUUAAUUUAAAUUGUUACAUUUGAUAUAUAAAAUUAUUUAAAAUAACUGUAAUGUGUAAUAAUGUAAAAGUUGUAAUUAAAGUUGAAAUUAAACUUUUGAACAAAUGGUGAACUAUGAAGUAGUAGAAGAGAAAAAGCUUACAAAAAAUGAUUUCGCUAUUGCUGGAGCCUUUUCUGGUUUUAUGACAAGAGGAUUAUGUCAACCUUUAGAUGUAUUGAAAAUUAGAUUCCAAUUACAAGUUGAAAAGAUUGCUCAUCAUCAUGAGGGAAAAUAUAAAUCUAUUUUGCAUGCUAUUCAAUUAAUGAUCGCUGAGGAAGGUUUCCUAUCACUUUGGAAAGGUCAUGUUCCUGCACAAUGGUUAUCUGUUGUUUAUGGAAUGGCGCAGUUCUGGUGCUUUGAAUCACUUACAUCAAUAACUAGAAGGACUCCACAUUUGCAAAAUCACAAGCAUAUUUCCAAUUUUGCUUGUGGAGCUAUUUCAGGAGGUGUUGCAACACUUUCAUCUUUUCCAUUUGAUGUUAUAAGAACUAGAUUAAUCGCCCAAGGUGAAGAGCAUAAAUUAUAUUCAGGAUUCAUUCAUUGUUCUUAUCAUAUUAUAAGGCAUGAAGGUGUUCCAGUUCUAUUUCGGGGUUUAUUGCCAACAUUUAUUCAAGUGGUACCAUAUGCAGGUGUCCAAUUUAUGUCUUAUAAAUUUUUUGUCAACAUUUUCAAGUCAUUAAUGGGAAGUAAAGAGAAAGAUUAUUCUUUUAGUAGUUCUUUAACUGCUGGAAGUAUUGCAGGGCUAUUUGCAAAAAUUGCUGUAUAUCCAUUGGAUGUAACAAAAAAAAGAUUACAAAUUCAGGGAAUUGAACAUAUUAGAAAGCCUUUUGGGAAGGUUUUUUCUUGUCAGGGAAUGAUGGAUUGCAUACGUAAAAUUUAUGCAAUAGAGGGUGUAAUUGGGUUCUACAAAGGUUUAAAUCCAAGUUUGUUGAAAGCCGUAGUCACUUCAGGGAUGUAUUUUGCAACUUAUGAAUUAAUGUGUAAAAUUAUAGUAGAUUUGAAAAGUUGAUCUGAUAAUAUUGUAGUAAAUGUUAAAUCAAAGUAACUAACAAUAAGUGAAAUUACACUGAAUGUUCAAUUAUUUAUGUCUGGACUGGUGGUUCCAUUGGAUUAAAGUAUGGUGAACAAAUUAAACCUAUUAAGUUAGUUUGGCAAUAUUAAAGUUGAAUAGACUAAUGACUUAUCUAAACUAAGGUAAACAAGUUCUUUCAAUGUAGUACACAAUAUGUAAGAUUUAUUUCUCUAAAUGUAAUAAGUACCAUGUAUUUAUUUUUUACGACUUCAUUGUUCCACUUUCCUCUAGUCAUGUUUUAAAAAAUACCUCAUCGUUGCUGUUUCUAUUUAUAUAUUUAUUUUCCUUACGUACGUCUAUUGUGUAUAUUAGUUACGUAAUUAGAGAUUAUAAAGCGAGGAAUGUUAAAAAUACUCAAUAAAGCAA